AUGGUCCAGCCCGUGGGUAUCCUAUUGGUUUCUAUAUGCCUGUUUUACAGACUGUCCAGUCUUCCAGACAAAGAUUAUUAUCCACCAACCAUGGAUUCCAUCAUGAAAAUGCCAGAGACAGAAGAUGAUGACUGUGUCUUUCCAUUCUGGUAUAGAAAUGAAAUAUUCUAUGACUGUGUCAAUUUCAAUGCAAAACACAAGUGGUGUUCUUUGAACAAGACCUUUCAAGGUUACUGGAGGUACUGUUUUGUCUCAGACUAUGCUAAAUGUGCCUUUCCCUUCUGGUUCAGACACAUGAUCUACUGGGAAUGCACAGAGGAUGGGGAAAUGUUUGGAAAAAAGUGGUGUUCACUCACCCCAAAUUACAACAAAGACAAGAUUUGGAAAUAUUGUACAUAA
Peromyscus californicus insignis is the source of this 399-nucleotide messenger RNA. It is a transcript of the gene Bsph1, whose product is annotated as binder of sperm protein homolog 1. The record is from RefSeq and is a predicted model, not a curated record. Lineage: Eukaryota; Metazoa; Chordata; Mammalia; Rodentia; Cricetidae. The coding region runs from base 1 to 399 and encodes 132 amino acids. Gene Ontology annotation, molecular function: heparin binding. Gene Ontology annotation, cellular component: cell surface. The transcript has 5 exons.